AUGAUGUUAGCUCAUGCUAUGGAACAUGUUCGUUUGCAUCGAAGAUUAGGAUUAUUUGUUCUUAGCCUUGUUGGUACAUCAAUUAAGUGGAGCAUGGCUGGUCUAAUGGGAGUGACUGCUUUUUUGAGUAUGUGGAUCAACAAUUCGGCAGCAACAAGUAUCAUGAUACCAGCAGCGAUUGCUAUUAUCGAUGAACUUGAAAAUCAUCAACAACAAAUACAAAAAGAAUCAGAAGUUAAUAAACUUAAAGAUCGUCGACAAUCGAAAGAGAUAAUCCCACUUGAAUCUGAGACUUUUCUUAUUGCUGUUGCGUACAGUGCAGCCAUUGGUGGUUUAGCAACAUUAGUCGGAACUGGUCCAAAUAUUUUCGUUAAAGGAUUUACUGAUGAAUUAUUACCAUGGAUAAAAGUUGAUGUGAAUAGUUUAGAAUCUCAAAAACAUUUAAAAUCCAUUCUCAAAGAACAAUACAAAGAGUUGGGUAGUUUAAGUUGGCAAGAAUAUAUAAUAGCCAUUUUAUUUUUUAUUAUGGUUAUCCUUUGGAUAACACGUGAUUUUUCAAGUUACCCUGGUUGGGAAGUUAUUUUUCGAAAAGAUUAUGUUACGGAUGCUACAGUUGCUAUACUUAUUGGUACAUUACCACUUUUUCUACCAAACAAAAAUCCAUUUAGUAAGCAAUGGGAAUAUCAACCGAUUGUUCACUGGGAUCAAUUAUCUAAAAAAUUCCCAUGGGGUGUGUUUAUGUUACAAGGUGCCGGUUUGGCUAUUGCUGAAGGAUUCAAAGCAUCAAAUCUAUCGGACACAGUAGCUACUUUUCUUCAAUUUAUUGUUGGAGCUUCUGAUAUUACUAUUAUUUUUGUUGUUAUUGUAUUGAGUGCAAUAUUCACUGAAUUUACAAGUAAUCUUGCGUGUGCCACUAUUUUAUUUCCAAUACUCGACAGCAUUGACUAUGAAUAUACACGUGAAGUAUCAAACCGUUUAUUAUCGAGUUUAAAUCUAAAUUCUGAAGAUGAUGACAAUGAACGACAUCGACGACAAAUAACAACACAACCAAUACGUCGAAUUCAAAAAGAACUUGAUUAUCCAAUUGAAACAAUGGAUAAAAUAAACGAACGAAUACAACAAGAAGUUAAAAAAAGACAAGCAGCAGCAGCAGCAGCAGCGGCAUCAACAUUAGCAUCAACAGCAAAACCAACAAACCGAAAUUAUCAAAAAUCAUCAUCAUUGUCUGUAGAUGAUCAAACGAAUCGCGAUAAUGCAAUUACAGGAAAAUAUACAAGCAAAAAGCAGACAAAUCCUGGCAAACCGAGUUAA
This is a messenger RNA of Rotaria sp. Silwood2, 1311 nucleotides long. NCBI's taxonomy places the organism in Eukaryota, Metazoa, Rotifera, Eurotatoria, Philodinida, Philodinidae. The record is from the annotation of a GenBank genome assembly.